CACAAUCUCUCCCUCUCACUCUCUCUUUCAUUAAAACUCUCUCUCUUUCCCUCUCCGAGUGUUGAAUGCUGAUUUAUCCCCGUACCCUUCGCCGCUCUCAUCUCAUCUUCCCUUCUUCAUUCAACAACAACAGACAAACAACAUUCAAGUUAAGAAAAAUACAUAUUUCAGAUUCAAAUUACUCAACCUUUUCCUCCACAAAUUAAGCAAAUUUAACCAUUUUUUUCAUGAAUAAAUCUGUUCUUAAUCCCCUUUCACAAACAUGUGUUUCUACUUAAAUUUUGUUUAUUAUUAACAAAUUAACAAACCCAACAACAAAAAAAACACCCAUUUUUGUUUAUCCUUUAAAAGGAAAUUUCCCUUUUUGUUUUUCGCAAAAAUGGAGUAUUUUCACAACAAAUUGAGAGAAAUAGAAGGUAAACUUGUUCAUGAUCCGCAACGUUUGAACCCUAAAAACUCAAACACGACGCGUUGCAUACUAAUUUCAGGCCCGUUAAUUGUCGGAGCAGGCCCAUCCGGGCUAGCCGUUGCAGCAUGUUUAAAGAAAGAAGGUGUACCAAGUUUAGUUCUAGAAAGAUCUAGAUGUAUAGCCUCGUUAUGGCAAUGUAAAACAUAUGAUCGUUUAAGGUUACAUCUUCCUAAGAAAUUUUGUGAACUUCCUUUAAUGCCUUUUCCUAAAGAUUAUCCUAUGUACCCUACAAAAAAACAAUUUAUUAAUUAUUUAGAAGAUUAUGCUAAGAAAUUUGAGAUCAAUCCUGUGUUUAAUCAAACGGUUGAGAAUGCUGAGUUUGAUCAAACAUUAGGGUUUUGGAGGGUACGAACAAGUACAACUUUAUGUAAUAGUAAUAAUAAUAGUAACAACCAAGGCGAGGCGGCGGGCGUGGAGGAUAGUAAUAUAACGGAGUAUGUUUGUCGGUGGUUGGUGGUGGCUACCGGAGAAAAUGCGGAGGUUGUUACGCCGGAGUUUGAUGGGGUGAAUGAGUUUGGAUCAUCAAUAUUACAUACAAGUUUGUAUAAAAGUGGUGAAGAAUUUAGAGGUAAAAAGGUGUUAGUUGUUGGAAGUGGUAAUUCUGGGAUGGAAGUUUGCUUGGAUCUUUGUCAUCAUGAUGCUAUGCCAACAAUUGUGGUCCGAGAUACGGUUCAUAUCCUUCCAAGGGAAAUGUUUGGAAGAUCAACAUUUGGGUUGUCCAUGUGGUUGCUCAAGUGGUUACCAAUAACCCUAGUGGACAGACUAUUACUCAUAAUAGCAUGGCUAAUAUUUGGUGAUACUUCAAAACUAGGUUUGGCCCGACCCAAAAUGGGUCCUCUUCAACUCAAAAAUUUGACAGGAAAGACUCCUGUGUUAGAUGUUGGGACAUUUGACAAGAUCAAAAGAGGAGACAUCAAGGUACGUCCAGGAAUACAUCGUUUAAAGUACCAAGCCGUAGAAUUUGUUGAUGGAAGUAUUGAGAAUUUUGAUGCAAUCAUCUUAGCAACUGGAUACAAAAGCAAUGUACCAUAUUGGCUAAAGGAAAGGGAGAUGUUUUCUCAAGAAGAUGGACUUCCUAGAAGGUCAUUUCCUAAUGGAUGGAAAGGAGAAUCUGGCUUAUAUGCUGUGGGGUUUACCAAACGUGGGUUGUUAGGUGCAUCUAUGGAUGCUAAGAGGAUUGCAGCUGAUAUUGGACACGUUUGGAAUUCUGAUACACGACAUGUUACAAACUCUAAACGCCCGUACUAAUCACAUCCUUAACGACUCGAUCCUUUUAAGGGUUUUUUGUUAGGUACUGCUAACUCUGUCCCGACUUAGUCGUCACAUUGUUGGUUGAAAUUCAAUCAUAUUAUGUGAAUAUGACAGUUGAUUUCGGACCGAGAGAAUAUUAGCUGUGAUAUUAAUGUUAUUGAUGAUGAUGACGACGAUGAUGAUAAAGAGAAAGUUUUGGUGGUACCAAGUGGAAAGCUUUAGGUACUAGUAAUGAAGUAUCUACCUUCAAAAGAAGAAAGGAUUAUAUAGGGGGAUGAUGGGUGGAAAAGAGUUUUAUGAGUUGGAUCAUAUUAUAAGGUCAUACCCAUCUUUUUUCAAAAAAAAAUUGAAAAUUUAAAAAGAAAAGCACAAUUUGAAUGCAAUACUUGGAGAGUGGCCAAGAAAAAAAAAGGGGAAAAAAAAAGUGAGUUAACAAAAAUGUUCAAUUUUGUGGGGACCUGUACAUCUUGUACAUUUGCUAUUUUUAAGUACUUAGAUAUAGGAAAGACUUGUUAGAAAGAAAGGAUUAUACUUUGU
Molecule: messenger RNA, 2257 nt
Organism: Amaranthus tricolor (Joseph's coat)
Lineage: Eukaryota; Viridiplantae; Streptophyta; Magnoliopsida; Caryophyllales; Amaranthaceae
Product: indole-3-pyruvate monooxygenase YUCCA6-like
Exons: 4
Coding region: 380-1717 (445 amino acids)
Biological process (GO): auxin biosynthetic process
Molecular function (GO): N,N-dimethylaniline monooxygenase activity; NADP binding; flavin adenine dinucleotide binding
Source: RefSeq, a predicted model, not a curated record